Molecule: messenger RNA, 5999 nt
Organism: Linum trigynum
Lineage: Eukaryota; Viridiplantae; Streptophyta; Magnoliopsida; Malpighiales; Linaceae
Source: the annotation of a GenBank genome assembly
CUACUUAAAUUGACCACAAAUUUGGAAGUUAAUAAAGCACACCAGAAGGUGUCGUAGUCAAAGACCCGCAAUUCAAUUCAGAAAACUAAGAUCUAUUAGUCAAUACCAUAAUCCUAAUCAAAGAUUGCCCAUUUUACAUAGGAUGUUUUGGUUAGUGUGAAAGUUAUGUGCAGUGAAAUAAAACAGAGAGAGGAAAUCGGCCCAUUUCUCUCCACUUGCUCCAGUUGCAAGUUUGGACAAUUUUCGUAUGGGAAGGCCCGCGAAUUGGGCCAGAUUUGGGAAAGCUAUUACGAAGCCCAACUUGAAAUGGGCUCGGUAAAGUAGCCUACUGUCUUGAAAUAAAAAACGGCAGUUUCUUGCUUCAAUUACCCCGAUUGAAUCGCCGCUACCGCCUUCGAUCUACCACUACCGGAUUGCUCCUCGUCCUCAGUUUACGACGCCAAGACACCCGCAGCAGCUUCGUGGACUAGAUCUACAAGGAGCUUUCCGCGACUAUUCCAAUCUGGAGAGAGAGGCCAUGUUCCAGCUUCCGAUAUCAUCAAUGUGUCGCCGAACGCGAAUGCAAUCUCCAAGGUCACUCAUGGCGGAUUUCGGUAACAUGUUUGAUUUCACUUCAAGAGCACAAAUCGGCCCAUUUGCACCAUGUACACUGCUGCCAUACGAGAGAUGGAACUGGGUCACCAUCAUUUGGCUGCGGGCUGCGGCUCCACCGGAAUAUAUUCGAUCGACUGCUUCAUCGAAUCUGAAGGCGAAUGGCGGUGCAUUUCUGUAGUGUCUGAUAAUGACACAUUUUGCAGUUUCAAAGACAAUGAUACUGAAGUAGAAGCCUGGGCUGAAUGAAUAUGGUGGGGCUCUCUUCUAUCCUUGCUACAUUUUUGUUCUUUUGCGUAUAUUUAUCUGAAGCAUAGCCAUGUGCAUGAACUCCGAUACAUGUCCCUACUGCUUGUUGUGCUUGUUUGGUAGCUAGUUUGACUAGUAUAAUUUGGAUGGUUUUUGUCUGGGGUGAUGAUGAAAAAGAUUGGAGAAGGUGAGGAAGCGAAUCAAUAAACGAUGACCACAAGUCAUGCUGCAGCAAUAGCUCAGUUAGUCUCAAUUAUUAUUAGUUAAGCUGAAGGACUGUACAUCUAUCAAGCUAAUUAGAAAGAACACAGAUCAAGAUCCCUCACUCUAAUAGCUUCCUCUUACCAAAGCUUUAAUGCCUUCUUCUUCUUCUUCUUCUUCUUCUUCUUCUUCUUCUUCUUCUUCUUCUUCUUCGUCUCACACUGUCAUGUAUAGUGGAAAAUGGGAAUACGACGUCUUCUUGUGUUUCAGAGGUGCUGACACCCGCCAUGGUUUUACCAGCCACCUCAUGGCUGCUCUUUCCCGAGAGAAAAUCAGAGCCUUCAUCGACGACAUGCUCAACAAAACUGAGAGCAUCGAUGAGUUAAUUUCUGUCCUCCAAAGAUCUGCACUCUCAAUUGUAAUUUUCUCAGAGAAUUUCGCAGAUUCAAGCUGGUGCUUGGAUGAAGUGGCCACCAUUUCUCAAAGCAUGGUAGAGUUUGGACACCAGGUGCUUCCAGUUUUCUACAAAAUCGAUCCAUCGGAUGUAUCAGAGCAUUCUGGAAGUUAUUCUGCUGCCAUUGCGCAGAGUCAUGGUGGUGGCAGAUCUCCCAAGGAAAGGAAGAGAUGGAUGGAUGCUCUGAGAGCUGUCUCUAAUUGUGCGGGCCAUACUUCACAGGCAAUCAAGAUUGAAUCUGAACUAGUUGAGGCCAUAGUUGAUGAUGUUUGGAAAACACUCGUUCACAUGUCACGCAGAGUGAAGUUUGAUAACUUGAUAGGCAUGGAUGCUCGUGUUUCCGAGGUUGAACAACUAUUAGCUAUGAACAAAGAUGAGUUCCGCAUCAUUGGGCUUUGGGGGAUGGGUGGUGUUGGAAAGACCACUCUAGCUAAAGCUUGCUAUCAAUCAUUUGUAUCCUCUGGAAGACAAAUCAAGCAUCACUUUGUUCCGAACAUCAAUGAGAAGCUUGAAAAGAAAUCUGGGAUUGAAGGAAUGGUACAAGAACUCUAUUCAAUAUUAUUGUCAGAGGAUAACUUAACCUGCCAAAACCUGGAUAUCAGUUACAGAAGAGAACGACUUACCAGCUCGAGGGUGUUCCUUGUUCUUGAUAGUGUAGAAACAUUAUGGCAGUUAGAACAGUUGUUGCUGGGAGAUGUUCUGAAUUCUACGAAUCUCUUUGCUCCGGGAAGCAUAAUUAUUCUGACAACUAGAAACCGAAGAGUGCUUGAUUAUGCGGAGGCUUGUAUAUAUGAAGUGAAGAGUUUGUGUCGUGAUGAAUCGCUUCAACUGUUUAGGAUACAUGCUUUUAGACAGCCCUUUCCACCCGAGGAUUGGUUGAAAUUAUCAAAUGAUGCUGUAAAAUACUGCAAGGGCAGCCCUUUAGCCAUUAAAGUCCUAGGAGGUGCAUUGUUCCGUAAAGACAAGAGUUAUUGGAAGAGUUUCUUGUGUGAAUUGGGAAACAUUCCAAAACCAGAAAUUCAUGAUGUGCUUAGGAGAAGUUAUGAUGUGCUGGAAACUCUUCAGAAGGGAGUGUUUUUGGAUAUUGCUUGUUUUUUUCAAAGUGUUCCGAAAUCCAUUCUGAUUAAAUAUUUCUCCACUAGUUACAUCGAAGAUUUAAUUGAUAAGUCCUUGCUUAUCGAUCUCUUCCAUGAAGACAUUGAUGUAGAGGCUAUCAAGGUUCAUGAUUUGCUAAGAGAAAUGGCUUGGAGCAUAGUUAGCGAGGAAUCAAAACUUGAAAAGUGCAGUAGAUUGAAGAAUUCAGAUGACAUUCACAAGUUAUUAGAAGUUGGAAAGGUCAAAACAUCAAGAAGAUUCAAUUGUUUGAACAUUUUGAAAGUGAAAGAGAAGCACCAGAGUGCCUUUGAUGGAAGUAGAGCAACUGAAGGCAUUUGUUUGAACCUUUCCGAAGUCAAGGAUAUGCGUCUGGAAGCCAACGCCUUUGAAGGGAUGACUUCUCUUAGAUAUCUCCGCUUCGAUUCAAGAAAUGACUAUGGAGCUUCCAAAGUUCAUGUACCAUGUGGUGGUCUUGAUACCCUUCCUAACAGUCUAAGGUGGUUGCGGUGGGAUGAGUUUCCUUCAAAAUCUCUACCAUCAAGUUUUUCUCCCGAAAACCUGCUCGUGCUUUCUUUACGUGGGAGCUCAAUAAUGGAAAGAUGCUGGAAAGUUCAGCCAAAACUUGUGAAUCUAGUUUUGCUUAACCUCUCCCAUUGCAUAAAUUUAGUUGCAAUUCCAGACUUGUGGGGGUCUCCCAAUCUGGAGUACCUCUUUCUCCGGGGAUGCAAAAGACUAGUUGAGCUACCAUCUCACAUUCAAGAUCUGGACAAGCUGGUAGUACUAGACCUCCGUGAUUGUACAAAUCUGCGGAGUGUUCCUGCAAAACUCAACUCAAAGUUCCUCAAGUAUGUUCGGUUGUCCAAGUGUCCCAAGGUCACUCGUUGUCCUGAGAUUAAUUCUGGAGACUUGGAGGUUUUGGAUUUAAUGGAGACUCCGGUUGUACUCUUGUCGGCUGCAAUUUACAAUAUCAAGCAGGGUGGCAAACUAGGUCUCUGCGGCAAACACAUCACCAACUUCCCUAAGAUUUCAGGGAGCUUGAAACAGUUUUGGUUGUGCCAUACCACAAUAAAAGAUAUGGAUUGUUUUGAUGAUGAUUGUGAUGACCGGCAGGGUUCUUUGCCAAGAUUUGUUCGAUUGGACUUGGUUCACAACCCCCAACUCAGGAGUUUGUCAAGGAAUAUUUGGAAGAUGGUCUGUCAAACACUCAUUCUCCAGGAUUGCCCUGCGAUUGAAACUCUGCCUGAAAUCUCACUGCCUAUGACUGGUUUAACUCAGCUUAGAAUAAGUCGAUGUCAGAACCUGAAGAGUCUUCCAACUGGUAUCAACAAUCUGAAAUCUUUGCAGCUACUCUAUUUCAAAGACACGGAUGUGAAGUCCCUGCCUGCUUGUAUCUUGGAGCUUGACCAGCUCUCACUUUUGGAUUUGUCUUUCAAUGAAAGCCUAGAAUUCAUCCCGAACAACAUCCAUAAACUCGUCAAGUUAUCCAACUUGUGCUUGAUAGGCUGUUCGGGGAUUCAAUAUUUGCCUGAACUCCCACCCAAUCUUCUCAUUUUGUAUGUAAGCGGUUGCAAGUCGUUAAAAGCCUUACCAAGCAACAUAUGCAGGCUGAGAUGGAAGGAACUGUAUUUUGAAGAUUGCCCGCAAUUAGACAUGAAACUACCUAGAGAAAUGGUGCAUAAUUUCCUUAAUCAUGCAACCUCGUAUCGACAUUGUCAGGGUGUUCUUCAGUAUUCGGGAAGUGAGAUUCCAGAAUGGUUUGCCUGCAAAAGCCUGAAUUAUAAGAAUGAUUCAUGUAUGAUUGUGCAAUUGCCUCCCCCUAACUCCAGUACUAAGCGACUGAUAAAGGGGAUUGCAUAUGGAGUUGUUUUUUCUUCUGACAUAUGGUACGUGCCAAUGUCUAUAACUUGCGAUUGCAACAUCGACACCACUGUCUUGACAUCUCGGAGUUCUCUUUAUAAUUUUGGUUUCGGUGGGAUCAAAUCGGAUAUCGUAUAUAUAUGGUAUGAGAAGAACUUGUUAGGCAAGACCAAGGAAGUAAUACGAGAUGAAGCAGAACCUUGGUAUGAUAGAUAUGCUGGGCUCAUUGGUUCCUUCAGAUUUUCCAUUCAACCAGGCAAGGGAGUAGAUCCUGAGAAAUUGAAGAGCAUCAAAAUCAAAAGGAUGGGCAUCUCUCUGUUGUACUAAUUGCUAGUAGCUAGUUUGAGGGUCUAUGGAAAUGAAGAAAAUGGACAACCAAUUGUUGUUCAUUGCGACGAUAUCUUCUGUGUAUUUGUAUCAGAAUCGUUCACUUGAUUCAUUUAGACAAUUCGGACAGAAAUAGUUCAUUUGCUUCCUUGGGCUUUAAAACAUUUCUCCAGGAUUUCACAGAUUUAUGCAAGCUGGUUAUGAAAGUUCAUUUUUGGCAAUUUGACUUAUAAAGUUGCUUUAUGUAGAUUGUCAUCAGUGCAGGUUGGGAUUGGAUACCUCAAUACUGAUUUCCAGUCCAUGUCGAACUGCUGAUCAGCCCAGAGAAUUUGAGUCAUGCCUAUGAUCUGUAUGUUAAUCUUCAAUCUUUUCCCCCCUAAUUUUGGUAUAUAUUUGGAUGUAUUGGCAUGUGAUUGAAUACUUUAGCAUGUUCCCGCUGUUGGUGGUACCUAACGUUUUUCACUUACAAUUGUAGUCAAAAAUCAAAAUCUACGUUUUAAAGUUUAAAAAUUUACGAUUUUACACUUCAAGAUCACUUAAAUAGUAAAUGAUUAUAGAUAGAAUCGCGCUUGUGCGUUUGCGAAGCUUACGAGAAAGAAAUCGGAAUAGUAACCUCCACUCUAAUGUCUUCCUCCUCUUCCAAAGCUUGAGACUUGAGUGCUUUCCUUCUUCUUUUUCUCAUAGUAGAAAGUCGGAGUGUGCUGUUUUUGUGUACUUCAUAGGUUCCGAGACCAACGAUGGUUUUACUAGCCAGCUCGAGGAAGCUCUCUUCGGCAAGAAAAUCAAAACAGAGAGCAUCGCCGGGCUAAUCUCUAUCCUCCCAAUUGUCAUUUUCUCGGAGAAUAUAGUAGAUUCAAGCUCGUGCUAGAAUGAAGUGGCCGUCGUUUCUGAAAGCAUGGAACAAUUGGGUCUUUGGGUGAUUCCCACGGUCAAUAAAGUGGAUCUGGUGUCAAUCGGCAGGUUCGGGUUAGAUUCAGUCGGGUUACAGGUUAGUUGAAUUUUGGGUUUGAAUUUAUCGAGUUAUGGAUUAUUCGGAUAAUGGAUUGAUCAGGUUACCAGUUCAUCAGGUUCGGGUUAUGGAUUCACCGGGUUACGGGUCAGAUGGGUUGUGAGUGGAUCAGAUUGCGAGUUGUUUGGGUCAGCACAUUAUAUUACUUAAUUACUCUUUUACUCCUCACAACUAACUCUUUAUUUAUUACACUAAUAAUAUAUAUAUAUAUUUUUA